UACCGUUUUGCAUCCAUUAGAAGUUGUAAAAAUAGGCAUAAUAAUAAAUCCGAUGAAAAUUGAAAAUAUAGAAAAAGUAAAUGUUAUUAGAUAAAUAUUAAUAGUAGGAAAACAUAUACAUUAAACUGAAGGAUUAAAAGGGUAUUUUAGAGGAUUAUUACCCGAAAUAUUAAGAGCAACAUUAAGUACAGCAAUUUAUUUUCAUAUUUUGAAAGAAUUAGAACUAUUUUUUAAAACCAAACAAGCAAUAAGUGAUGAUUAAUAUUCAAGUUUUAUUUCCUCAGCAAUUGCUAGAAUGGCUGCAGCUUAUUUCACUAAUCCACUAUCAGUGGUUGCUUCAAGAAUAGAAGUGCCAGGAUUUCAUGUAUAUAAAAACAUGUUUGAUGGGAUUAAAAAAAUAUAUAAAUAUGAGGGAAUCGGAUAGUUUAUGAAAGGUUCAUGGACAUCAUCUGCUAAAGAAGGCCCUUUUGCUGGGACUUAUUAUGUUUUAUAUAAAAACAUUAAAUAAAUGUUCAAAGAUUCGAAUAUUCAUUAUACAUAAGUUUCUAUGAUUUCAGGUAUGGUUUCUGGUAUUGUUGCUACAACGGUUUCUCAUCCUUUUGAAAUUAUUAGGGCUAGAUUACAAAUUAUGAGCAAGUUUGAAAAAAAUCCAGCGUAUUAGUAUUCAGGUAUCUUCGAUGCUUUCAGAAAAAUAUAUAUUUAUGAAGGUUUUACAGGAUAUUAUAGAGGUUUGGCUCCUAGAUUAGUUAGAAAACCUUUAGCUAAUACUUUAACUUUUGGAAUUUUCGAAUUCUUUCAUAAUACUUUUAAUUAUACAAAGUGGUGAUUCUUUGGUUUAAAUGCUUUUUAUUUUAUUUUUCUUUUUCUUGUUUUAUUUAUUUCAUAAAAUAUAUUUUAAAUCAUUAAUUUUUAUUAAACUAAUUU
Molecule: messenger RNA, 924 nt
Organism: Ichthyophthirius multifiliis
Lineage: Eukaryota; Ciliophora; Oligohymenophorea; Hymenostomatida
Product: mitochondrial carrier protein, putative
Exons: 1
Biological process (GO): glycine import into mitochondrion
Cellular component (GO): mitochondrion
Molecular function (GO): glycine transmembrane transporter activity
Source: RefSeq, a predicted model, not a curated record